Molecule: messenger RNA, 2742 nt
Organism: Xyrichtys novacula (pearly razorfish)
Lineage: Eukaryota; Metazoa; Chordata; Actinopteri; Labriformes; Labridae
Source: the annotation of a GenBank genome assembly
AUGGAGACAUACAUAAAUGACUCCUUGGCCGCAGGCAUCAUUCGUCCCUCUUCAUCCCCUGCUGGAGCGGGGUUUUUCUUUGUUGAGAAGAAGGACAAGACAUUGAGACCUUGCAUAGAUUAUAGAGGACUGAAUGAGAUCACGGUUAAGAACCGUUACCCACUGCCACUCAUCUCCACUGCUUUUGAACUGCUCCAGGGGGCCACCAUUUUCUCCAAACUCGAUCUACGCAACGCCUACCACCUCGUCCGCAUCAGAGAAGGAGAUGAAUGGAAGACGGCAUUCAACACCCCUACUGGACACUACGAGUACCUCGUAAUACCGUUUGGCCUCACCAAUGCCCCUGCCGUCUUCCAGGCUCUGAUUAAUGAUGUUCUCCGAGACAUGAUCAACCAGUAUGUCUUUGUGUACCUUGAUGAUAUACUCAUCUUCUCCCGGUCCAAAGAGCAACACAUUCAUCAUGUCCAGUCCGUCCUUCAGCGCCUCUUGGAGAACUCCCUGUAUGUUAAAGCAGAAAAGUGUGAGUUCCAUGUUCCUUCAGCAUCUUUUCUCGGAUACAUUGUGGCACAAGGCAGCAUCCAGAUGGACCCAGCCAAGGUCUCAGCUGUUACCUCCUGGCCUGUUCCAGAGAACCGCAAGCAGCUUCAGCGCUUCCUUGGGUUUGCCAACUUCUACCGUCGCUUCAUCCGCAACUACAGCUCAGUAGCAGCCCCUCUCACCAUUCUGACCUCCCCCAAAGUGCCCUUCCAGUGGUCUUCUGCAGCUGCAGCGGCCUUCCAGUUCCUCAAAGAUCGGUUCACCUCAUCGCCCAUCCUCCUGAUGCCUGACUCUGAACGCCAGUUUGUGGUCGAGGUAGAUGCCUCUGAUGUUGGGGUGGGGGCCGUCUUGUCUCAACGCUCAUGCACUGACCAGAAGUUCCAUCCCUGUGCCUUCUUCUCCCGACGCCUGUCCUCUGCAGAAAGGAACUACGACAUUGGUAACAGGGAACUCUUGGCAGUAAAGAUGGCCUUAGAAGAGUGGCGCCAUUGGUUGGAGGGCACGAAGGAACCUUUUCUUGUAUGGACUGACCACAAGAAUCUGGAGUACAUACGCUCUGCAAAGAGACUGAACUCUCGCCAGGCCCGCUGGUCCCUGUUUUUCGCCCGUUUUAACUUCACCCUCUCUUACCGUCCUGGUUCCCGCAAUGUCAAGCCUGAUGCCCUGUCCCGACAGUUCCAGAGGACAGAGGAUUCUGUUGUUGGAGCUGAGACCAUCCUACCUACUUCCUGCCUUGUAGCCUUGUUGACCUGGGACAUUGAGGAGAAGGUGACGGCAGCCACAGAAGGACAGCCGGGCCCCAGCUCCUGCCCGUCUAAUUGCCUCUUUGUGCCACCAGCCUUGAGGUCAGAGGUGUUACAAUGGGCCCACUCCUCCAAGCUCUCCUGCCACCCUGGGAUUCAACGGACACAGCAUGCCCUCCUCCGACGUUUCUGGUGGCCCACUGUGCAAGAGGACGUCCGGGAAUUCGUCAAGGCCUGUCCAACCUGCAGCCAACAUAAGACCUCCCGUCGGCCCCCUGCUGGGCUACUACAACCUCUUCCUGUUCCUCACCGCCCAUGGUCUCGCAUAUCUUUGGACUUUGUAACUGGUCUUCCCACCUCUGAUGGUCACACUGUCAUCCUGACAAUCGUGGACCGCUUCAGCAAGAUGGUCCACUUCGUGCCUCUGCCCAAGCUUCCCACUGCUAAACAGACUGCCCAGUUGGUUCUUCUCCAUGUUUUCCGUCUUCAUGGUCUCCCUGUUGAUGUGGUGUCGGACCGUGGUCCCCAGUUUUCUUCCGUGUUUUGGAGGGAGUUCUGCAGUCUACUGGGUGCUACCGCCAGUCUGUCCUCUGGAUUCCAUCCUCAGACCAAUGGACAGACUGAGCGUAUGAAUCAAGAACUGGAAACAGCCCUGCGGUGCGUGGCCUCGCAGAACCCCUCUUCUUGGGCGUCACAACUUUUGUGGGUGGAAUAUGCCCACAACUCCCUCGUCUGCUCUGCUAUUGGCCUCUCUCCAUUCCAGUGUGCUUACGGCUAUCAACCACCACUUUUUCCAGCCCAGGAGAAGGAGCUCUCCUGUCCGUCAGUCCAAGCCUUCAUCCGUCGCUGCCGCAGAACAUGGCUCCAGGCUUGCUCCACCCUCCUCCGUUCCGUGGGUCGUUACACUGCCAAUGCCAAUUGCCGCCGUACUGCUGCACCUACCUAUCAAGCGGGUCAGCAGGUGUGGCUGUCCACCAAGGACUUACCUCUCCGGGUGGAAUCCAAGAAGAUGGCUCCGAGGUUCAUUGGGCCUUUCACCAUUCAGAGGGUCAUCAACCCUGUGACAGUCAGUUUGAAACUCCCACGGUCCAUGAGAGUACACCCUACCUUCCAUGUCUCCAAGGUUAAGCCAGUCCACAACAGCCCCUUGGUCCCUGCGGCACCACUACCUCCCCCUCCACGAAUGGUCGACGGCGGUCCGGUGUAUGUAGUGCGCCGCUUAAUUCGUUCUCGGCAGCGGGGUAGGGGUCUCCAGUACCUUGUGGACUGGGAGGGUUACGGUCCUGAGGAGAGAUCUUGGGUUCCUGCUCGCCACAUUUUGGACCCCAACCUCGUGGCCAACUUUCAUCGGCAACAUCCUGACCAGCCAGCCAAUGAGUCAGCCCGUCGAGAAACACUCCUCCAGACCCCCUCCACCCACCCUGCUGAAGAGAUGACAAGGUCUUGCUCCCAGGAGUUUUAG